AUGUCUGAAGCUCCAGUUCACCAGCGUAAAGUCGCGUUCAUACACCCAGAUUUAGGAAUUGGCGGCGCAGAAAGAUUAGUCGUCGAUGCUGCCGCUGGCCUACAAAACGCUGGGUAUGACGUGACGAUUUAUACAAGUCAUUGCGACAAGUCUCAUUGUUUUGAAGAGGUUAAGAAUGGUACACUUAAAGUAGAAGUUCGUGGAGACGCAUUGCCAACUCAUAUCUUUGGUAAGUUCUCGAUCUUAUGCGCCAACUUAAGACAGUUAUAUUUGACAUGGAAUCUAAUAUCUACAGGAAAAAUCGAAGAAUAUGAUGUUUAUAUCGUGGAUCAACUAUCUUCGUGCGUUCCUUUAUUACAUUUAAAUGCUCCAGACUCAAAAGUGUUGUUUUAUUGCCAUUUCCCGGAUCAAUUGCUCGCCAGGCGGGAUGGCUUAUUGAAGAAACUGUAUAGAAUACCGUUUGACAUAUUGGAACAAUUUACCAUGGGUGUAGCAGAUACUAUUCUAGUUAAUUCUAAUUUUACAAAGCAGGUAUUUGCCAAAACGUUCCAGUCACUAGCCGUUGACCCUAAAGUGGUUUACCCUUGUGUAAACGUAGAGCAAGAAGAAAUACUUCCUUUAGAUAAAGAUCUUAUGAAGAAGAUCUUGAAGAACAAUGAAAAGUAUUAUCUAUCUAUCAACAGAUACGAAAGGAAAAAAAACAUUGAAUUGGCUAUCACUGCUUUUGCACAAUCAAAACAACGUACCUCCCAUAAACUAUUUAUAUCUGGAGGUUACGAUUUGAAUAAUUCCGAGAAUAUCGACUAUCUAAAAGAAUUGGAAACUUUGGCCACUGAAUUGAAAUUGAAGCACGUUCAUCUUUCAUAUCCAGAAUACUCCAAGAGUCCUGACAAGUGUCCAUCAAGUAACUUCGCUGAUGCUCAAAUAUUGUUUUUGACUUCUGUGUCAUCGUCUCUCAAGGAAUUACUAUUGCAAAGUACUGAAAUGUUGCUAUACACUCCUUCUAACGAACACUUUGGAAUUGUACCACUCGAGGCUAUGAAGUAUGGUGUACCUGUUUUGGCAGUAGAUACGGGUGGUCCACUAGAAACAGUGGUAGAUUACAAUGAGACACCUUCUCAUAUUGAUGCAACUGGUUGGUUACGACCAUCCGAUGCUGAUGAAUGGUCAAAAGUGUUGGAUCAAUCCGUAGACAUAUUUGAAAAGAAUCACUCCUUAUUCGAAGUUAACGGUCCUAAACGUAUUAAGUACUAUUUCUCCAGAGAAGCGAUGUCCAAAAACUUUGAUAAUACCAUCGACCAUAUUAUUUGGAAGUCAAGAGGAACGCGUUUAUGGAGCACAUUAGCUCCAGGGCUACUGAUGUUCACUGUCCAAUAUGCUACACUGUUGAUAACAGGCGAUGCUUCUUGGCCAUAUUUAUUGCUAGCUGCGAUUUCUUAUUUUGUAUUAAGAAGUGUAAAGGCCACUGUGUACUGGAUCAUCGUUUUCUGUUACCUAAACUAUUCAACUUAA
Messenger RNA from Kluyveromyces lactis, 1512 nucleotides. RefSeq names its product GDP-Man:Man(1)GlcNAc(2)-PP-dolichol alpha-1,3-mannosyltransferase (gene ALG2). Bases 1 to 1512 code for a protein of 503 amino acids. The transcript has a single exon. Lineage: Eukaryota; Fungi; Ascomycota; Saccharomycetes; Saccharomycetales; Saccharomycetaceae. Gene Ontology annotation, molecular function: GDP-Man:Man(1)GlcNAc(2)-PP-Dol alpha-1,3-mannosyltransferase activity; alpha-1,3-mannosyltransferase activity. The record is from RefSeq and is a predicted model, not a curated record.